UGCAUAUCUCCAGUCAAACGGCUGUUGUAAAUCAUAGCAAGCCUGCUACUUUGAAGCUACUGUCAUGGAUAUAGAAGAAGCAAUGUGUGAUUCAUUUAUCAUUGAAUUGUUUACCAAAGACGGAAAUAGUCAGCAGAACAGCAACUCCCAUUUCUGUGCGGAUGGAGUACUAUGGUUUGAAAUUUUGAUGAGGUGUGACAAUAACUCUUUACUGCGAGCUGAGUUGACUUGUCAGCUGUUUCGUCGCAUAUUAAGCACUCCUCAGUUUUGGCUCGAGAAAUGUGGGUAUGACGGCGUUGCACUGCCUUCCUUACUCUGGAGAAAGUACUUCUAUGAGGGAUAUGAUACACCAUAUGAUCCAUGUGACACUGGAAAACCAUCUGAGCUGUGUGCAUUUGAUUAUAAAAAGAUUUGCAUUGGUCGGCCUUUCGAUCGCAAUCUCGCUUGUAUUCUCAAUAGCUCCUGCACAAUAGAUAGUUUGAGGAAGAAAGGAAUGGUGUUUAGUAGCGACGGUGAUGGAAUAAUAAUAGAGCAACCCCCAGAGGGCAUUGACUCAGAUGAGAUCUCCAUCUGUUUUGCAACCAGUUAUGAAUGGUGCAGCCGGUACUUUGAGAUUGAUUUGAACAAAAUAGGUGUACAGGGCAAGUGA
Messenger RNA from Cylicocyclus nassatus, 649 nucleotides. Lineage: Eukaryota; Metazoa; Nematoda; Chromadorea; Rhabditida; Strongylidae. The record is from the annotation of a GenBank genome assembly.